CUGUUUGGUUUCUACCAAUAAGAAAAGAUCUAGUCCAAUUAAGAAUCUGGGAUGAAACACCAUGUUCCUGAAGUGUAUAUAGAAGUUUAAGAUGGUUAACUUUAUCGAAAGCUUUCGAAAAGUCUAGCAAUAUCAGAUCUGUCUGUUUCCCUUUUGCCAGAUUAUUAACAAGAAAGUCUGUCAAUUGAAGAAGCUGCGUUUCACAAGAACGCAGUUCUCGGAACCCAUGCUGGAGGUCGUAAAGAAUUUUGUUUUCUGUAAAGUGAGAAGAUAGGGCAGACGCAACUAUAUGUUCGAGAGUUUUGCAUAAGAUACAGGUCAAAGAAAUUGGGCGGUAAUUUGCUGGGUCAGUGAUGUCUCCCUUCUUAAAAAGAGGGCAAACAAACGCAGAAGUCCAAUCAGAUGGGAUUUUUCCAGAAGACAAGGACUUUUGGAAUAAGACUGACACAACAUCAGCAAUUUCAUGGCUUAGUUCUUUUAAGACAACAGGUUUAAGGAGGUCAGGGCCAGAGACAAACAUUUAAAAGGUUGUAAAAAUGAUAUAUCUGUGAGAGUGCAGCUUUAAGUAUAAAUUUACAGUAUUUAACGGUCUCUAUUAUAGAGUAUUUUCCCUUUUGGUAUCAUACCGGACAUGUUUACUUCCCCUAGUUAUCUAAUUCCAUUUGCAAACAAUCAAUACUUGGAUGUAUUCGUUGUGUUAAAUUACCUGUUAAAUAAAUGUAGUACGCCCAGCACAUUUGGUUCGGGGGAUUUGUGACUGAAUCAAAGUGGAUAAACCAUCAAAGUCAGUGUGUAUGCACUUCUUGUACUGAUUUAAGUGUAAGGUAUUUAAAAUGGAAGAGAUUCAUCGGGAAACGCUGCGGUUGAACUGGCUGUAUUUGAACGAAAACCUGACAAUGAACGAGAUUCUGGACUAUCUGGUAGAACAAAUGGUUCUCGUUGAUGAUAUGUAUGAGGAGAUUAAAGCUGAGAGAACUAACAAGGAGAAAAUAGCCAAAUUUUUAUUUAUUCUUCAAAGGAGGGGACCGGACGCUUUCGGCAAAUUCAUGGAAGGACUUAGAAACUCUAAACAAAGUUUUAUUGCGGACAAACUUGAAAACACGUGUGCUUCUUUGCGUGGUCAAUGACUAUGAUCCUCAUUGUGACAAUAUCAAAGUUUGCAUUGUUCUUGUUGGACGAGUCAAAUUGUUUUACAUGUUAGGAGUGAAGUUAUAGAAUCUACGGGCAGGUCUUCAUUAUUGUAUAAUAUGUCAUUGUGUUUUUACUUUAUACGACUUUCUAGCACACCGGAUCCGGUGAAUUUAGCCGUGCUGGAAAAUCCCAUCUGGCAUCCCCCCAUGCCAGAUGAGUCACGCGCUGUGACGGUAGUUCAGGUAAGCUCGACCAGCAACCUCAACGUAAAUACACGGGACCGGGAACAGGCUGAAGAUUUUACCGACGCCGACGAUGGUUUUAAUAAAAACCACAACCAACAGGAACAUUGCAGUUUGAGUUUUGAUGCGUUGCCCCAAUAUCUGCAGUUUCCUAUAGACUACGCGGCGUACAAUGUGGUCUAUUGUCCGUCAGACAACGACCCGUACUGUUUACACUGUGAGGUUGGUGGUGAGGUAGUCAAAUACAAGAAAGACGCCAGGAUAUGGCUCCACAAAAGCAGUGAUAAUAACAGAAUACAUGCUAGUAAAAAUACGAACACUCCGGAAACGAGAAAAGCAACUGCAAAUGAAGAUGAUUCUAACUAUGAUGAUAUUAAGCGACGUCUAGGGAAAAUUCAACACUAUUUUCAAAACGUUUGUGCCUCAAAUGUUGGUUACACUCACGGCCCUUAUAGAACAGCCGUCGGUAUUGACAGCGACAUUUCUUCUCUCGGUGACUCGGACGCCGACCUGACAUAUUCGGAGGAGUCCAGUCCGUCUCAUUCCAUUACAAACACCAAUAUUCACACGACAAAGUUGGAUUCCCGUGUUACAUUCGCAGACAUUAACGAGCAUGCCAAUAUUACCCAGAAUGAGAGUUUAUCCAACACGUCGAUGAUCUUGGAGACUGAUAUCGCUGAUCCCUCCGAAAUACAAGUCGAUGUCUCAGAUUCGCACAUGUGCACGGAGAACGCUAGCGGAAACAACAGCCGGAGCGGACUGACUUCCUGUGAGGUGGCAAGGCGGCUAGCGCCGGCCAUCGAUAUGGAACACGAGUCGCUAUCGGACGGCCUUCUGGACAGCGCCGUGAACAGCUUCAUCACCGACCACACCGUCGGAGCGUUCCGCCGCCGCCGACAACGAAGGGGUACAGGGGUCCCGUACACAGUAGGUGGCCCCGUAACGAGGUCUCGGCGCCAGGCGGAACGGGACAAGAUGGCCUUCUAUAACCUCCGCUCCCGCCCCGUCAAACACAAACGGAGACAGAGCGAGAAAUGUAUCUCCUACGCCAGGCCCGGGUGUUCCCGUUGCGACAGAUUUCAACAGGACAAGAAUUCCAACACCAACAGCAAUGUGGACAGCGAGUCGGAACCCAUUGGUGACGUCAUUCAUUACGUCACAGUGUGCAAUAAUGUUCCAAAGACGUACCGUGUGCCUACCCUAACUACCAUAGCCGCUGAAGUUCUGAAAAAACUGCAUUUACGACAAACAUUCUAA
Molecule: messenger RNA, 2630 nt
Organism: Mya arenaria
Lineage: Eukaryota; Metazoa; Mollusca; Bivalvia; Myida; Myidae
Exons: 7
Coding region: 1248-2630 (460 amino acids)
Source: RefSeq, a predicted model, not a curated record